Messenger RNA from Solanum dulcamara, 1744 nucleotides. Its product is annotated as rho GTPase-activating protein 2-like. Gene Ontology annotation, biological process: signal transduction. The transcript is spliced from 4 exons. Bases 67 to 1470 code for a protein of 467 amino acids. Lineage: Eukaryota; Viridiplantae; Streptophyta; Magnoliopsida; Solanales; Solanaceae. The record is from RefSeq and is a predicted model, not a curated record. Gene Ontology annotation, molecular function: GTPase activator activity.
GUAACUCUAUCUCUUCAACCAGUUCAUAUUUUGUAGAGAGAGAAAGAGAUAGAUAUAGAGAGAGAAAUGACGGGGUUGGUAAUGGUGACAAGGGGAGGUGGUGGGUGUGGAAAUGGGAAGAGCAGUUCAAAGGCAGCUGCUGCUGAAAUGGAGAAUGAGCAGCAGUUGUCUUUGGUGGAUUUCCUAUUAGCAGCUCUAAGGAAAUCAAUGGUGUCUUGUCGUGUAGAUCGACAAGAAGAUGUUAUUUCUGCUGUUCAUCAAAUGGAAAUAGGAUGGCCCACCAAUGUCCAGCAUCUCACUCAUGUCACUUUCGAUCGAUUUCAUGGGUUUCUGGGUCUUCCUGUUGAGUUUGAAGUUGAAAUCCCAUGUAGAGUACCAAGUGCCAGCGUCAGCGUGUUUGGCGUAUCUGCAGAGUCAAUGCAGUGUUCUUAUGAUACAAGGGGCAACAGUGUCCCAACUAUUCUCUUGUUAAUGCAAGAACGUCUAUACUCGCAAGAUGGUCUUAAGGCUGAAGGAAUCUUUCGAAUUAACCCAGAGAAUAGCCAGGAGGAACAUGUAAGGGACCAGCUAAAUAGAGGCAUCGUGCCUGAAGACAUCGAUGUUCAUUGUUUGGCUGGUCUCAUCAAAGCCUGGUUCCGAGAACUGCCAUCAGGUGUGCUGGAUGGGCUUUCACCAGAACAGGUUUUGCAAUGCAACAUGGAGGAGGAAUUCGUUGAGCUUGUGAAACAGCUUAAACCAACUGAGACUGCAUUGCUUAACUGGGCAAUUGAUCUGAUGGCUGAUGUUGUUGAACAUGAGGAAUCCAACAAAAUGAAUGCCAGAAAUAUUGCAAUGGUUUUCGCUCCAAACAUGACCCAGAUGUCUGAUCCAUUGACAGCUCUCAUGCACGCUGUUCAAGUGAUGAACUUGCUGAAGACCCUGAUCAUGAAAACACUACGAGAGCGUGGAGAAGCAGAAGAUGGAGAAUAUUCACCCAUGUCAUCUCGUUCUUCUGGCAGACAAACUGAUGAGGAAUUCGACUCCCAACAAGAUAUGGAUACUAGCUGUGAAUCAGCAGGACCAGCAUCAGAUGAUGACGAUGCUGAUGAGCAACAUCGCUACAGCUACAGCAGUGAAGAGAGAGAUGAAGUCGAGUCAUUGAGUGAGAUAGAAGAAAGCUUCUUGCGACAGUUGGAUGAGAAUGAGCAUGCUAAAAAUGACUUCAGGAAGCAGUUAGAAGGAAUAUUGUGCAGAGAACAUGUUAUUUCCACAACUGUAUCUACCGAAAAUGGAGAUUCUUCUGUUUCAUUUUCUGACAGUAAAAUUGAAACUUCUGGCAUGAGCACUAGCGAUGGUGAAGACUCAAGAGACACUUCUGUUACACUGGGGUAUAAAGUGGAGUCAAAGAUAUCAACUGGAGCAUGUGGAAGCAUGGAGGAUAACGAUAUGUUAGACAUAAACAUGGUAGAAUCUGCUGUUCCUGUGCAGUAGGUUAUAGAAUGACUGCUUUUGAAUAUUUCAUUUUUAGGAGUCUUGGAUUUCUCUGUUGUUAGUGAUCUGAUGGUUGUUUAUGUAAAGUGUUUGUAGGCCUUGGGAUAUACACAAAAUGGUUUGCUUGUGAUUGACUUGUGAAUCACUGUGUUCAGCAUUGGCUGAACUUGUGCUUGAUUUAUUUUCUUUCUUUUACUAGCUUAAAGGAUCUCUAACAUUGACCAACAUCAAUGGUGUAAGAAAAGGUUUAUUGGUGAAGAUUGAAAAAGAAAGG